GCCACACUUGCCCACCGAUCGCGACUUUGUUUGUGUUAAAAAUGACGCGCAUCUCGUUUUGUUCUUGUAAUAUUGCUCACGGUUUAUAAAAUAGUCAAACGGAAAAACUCUACCCGGUCGAAUUAUUAUACGCGUGUUCUUGGUUAGCACAUUUGCUUAAUUUUUGAAAGAACAGUGAACAGCGAGAAACAGUGCGGGCGUUCCUUCACAUACAAAUACAAACAAAACUUGUGAAUGUAGGUGUGUACAAAAAAUAACUCAAGCAUUUACUCGGCCACCGCCUUAACUGUACAAACGGAAAUAAAUAAAGUUUUGAUUAAAUACGGCCGCAAUAAAAUAUAAAUAUCUAUUCAGCACAAGCAACCCACCACAAAAUUGUAAUCAAUCAUGUUAAAGUUUAUCCGAGGAAAAGGCCAGCAGCCCAGUGCCGAGAGACAACGCCUACAGAAGGACCUAUUUGCUUAUCGUAAGACGGCACAGCAUGGCUUUCCUCAUAAGCCUUCGGCUCUUGCGUAUGAUCCAGUUUUAAAAUUAAUGGCAAUAGGAACGCAAUCAGGGGCUUUAAAGGUUUUCGGUCAACCCGGAGUUGAGUUGUACGGACAGCAUACCUUGGUGAACAAUUCUGCAUCGGAGCUUAAUGUACAGUUACUUGAAUGGGUUUAUGGAACUGGUCGCAUACUUUCCUUGACGGCGGCGAAUCAAUUAAUUCUAUGGGAGCCCGUUGGAACCACAUUGCUGCCAAUCAAAACACUACCAUUUGACGGAAAACUUAAAAAAGUUUCAUCGCUGUGCUGUUCUUCCAGUAAGGAUCUGCUAUGGAUUGGAACUGAAGGUGGCAACAUCUAUCAACUUGAUUUACACACAUUUACCAUCAAGGAGCCUGUAAUUUACCAUGACGUCGUGUUAGAGCAGGUGCCACCGGCCUACAAGCUAAACCCUGGUGCAAUUGAGUCAAUCCGCCAGCUUCCAAACUCCCCUAGCAAACUGCUUGUUGCAUACAAUCGCGGCCUGUGUGUUUUAUGGGACUUUGAAACCGCCUCUGUCGAGCGAGCAUACAUAGCUCCUGGACAUGGGCAGAGUGUUGGUCUUUCAGUGAAUUUCGGAGGAUCUGAAUUUAGCUGGUAUCAUGCUGAUGGUUCGUAUGCCACUUGGAGCAUCGAUAACCCAGAACCACCAUCGAAUGUUAAUUACGUGCCUUAUGGACCUGAUCCAUGUAAGAGCAUAAACCGACUGUACAAAGGCAAGCGAAGAUCCAACGAUGUAAUUGUUUUUUCCGGCGGCAUGCCCCGUUCAGCAUAUGGUGAUCACAAUUGUGUGUCAGUUCACGUCAGCGAUGGACAAAAAGUGUGUCUUGACUUUACGUCUAAAGUGAUUGACUUUUUUGUAACCUUUAAAGACAAUAGUGACGUCGCUGAAGUUCUUGUUGUACUUCUUGAAGAGGAACUCUGCGCCUACGAUCUUACUGACUCCAAUAUUUCUGCUAUAAAAGCGCCUUAUCUUCACUCUGUACAUGCAUCAGCUGUUACCUGCAAUUACCUUGCUUCUCAGGUCAUACAGCCAGUAUAUGAAAGCAUUUUACGAGCUGGCGAUGAACAAGACAUUGAUUAUAGCAAUAUUAGCUGGCCCAUCACUGGCGGUACUCUCCCGGAUGACUUAGAAGAAUCUGUAGAAGAGGACGCGACUAAGCUUUACGAGAUUCUGUUAACUGGUCACGAAGAUGGUUCUGUUAAAUUUUGGGACUGUACUGGAGUUUUGCUUAAACCAAUUUAUAAUUUUAAAACUAGCAGCAUCUUUGGAAGUGAGUCCGACUUCCGAGAUGACGCAGCAGCAGAUAUGAGUGCUGAACAAGUCGAUGAAGGAGAACCGCCUUUUCGAAAAUCAGGACUUUUUGAUCCUUAUUCGGAUGAUCCUCGUUUAGCAGUGAAGAAAAUAGCAUUCUGUCCAAAAACCGGACAACUUAUUGUUGGUGGCACAGCGGGUCAAAUUGUUAUAGCCGACUUUAUAGACGUAUCUGAAAAAGUAUCUUUAAAAUACAGCUCAAUGAAUUUGGUCAGCGACCGUGAUGGAUUUGUGUGGAAGGGUCACGAUCAGUUAAACGUGCGAUCGAACUUAUUAGACGGAGACGCGAUUCCUACAACGGAACGUGGUGUAAAUAUAUCAGGAGUUCUGCAAGUUUUGCCGCCAGCAAGCAUUACAUGCAUGGCACUUGAAGCAAGUUGGGGCCUUGUAUCUGGUGGCACUGCGCACGGUUUAGUACUCUUUGACUUCAAAAACUUUGUUCCUGUAUUUCAUCGUUGCACAUUAAACCCGAAUGAUCUUACUGGAGCAGGAGAGCAGCUGUCCCGUCGAAAGUCUUUUAAGAAAUCAUUGAGGGAAUCAUUUAGAAAGCUUCGCAAGGGUCGAUCGACUAGGACCAACCAGAGCAAUCAGGUACCAACAACGCUGGAAGCUCGACCCGUCGAGAGACAAAUAGAGGCACGUUGUGCAGAUGACGGGCUGGGAUCCAUGGUGCGAUGUUUACUAUUUGCCAAAACUUAUGUUACUAACGUCAACAUAACGUCGCCAACUUUGUGGUCAGCAACAAAUGCCAGUACCGUCUCGGUUUUUCUUUUGCAUUUGCCACCAGCGCAGACCGCUGCAACUGCCGUCCCGUCGGCAAGUGGCAAUGCACCACCACAGAUGCCGCGCCGCGUUUCCGCGCAGCUUGCUAAAGAAAUUCAAUUAAAACAUCGUGCUCCUGUGGUGGGUAUUUCUAUUUUUGAUCAGGCGGGUAGCCCUGUCGAUCAGUUGAACACCGGGGAAAACGGAAGUCCACCGCAUCGAGUGAUUAUUGCUUCCGAGGAACAGUUCAAAGUGUUUUCACUUCCGCAACUAAAGCCAAUAAACAAAUAUAAGCUAACCGCUAACGAGGGUGCUCGAAUUCGACGCAUCCAUUUCGGUUCGUUUAGUUGUCGCAUCUCGCCGGAGAUACUCCAGAGUAUGCACGGUGGUAGCCCAACUAAGUCUACGCGCUCAUAUGGCGAUGGAGAGGCGGCUGCUAAUAUCAGUGGAAGCUUGGCUGCUGGCCGUGGAGAUGUGUAUAACGAAACUGCAUUAAUAUGUUUAACGAAUAUGGGCGAUAUCAUGGUUUUAUCAGUACCUGAAUUAAAAAGACAGCUGAAUGCCGCAGCAGUGCGACGGGAAGACAUUAAUGGAAUUUCGUCGCUUUGCUUUACAAACUCAGGAGAAGCACUGUAUAUGAUGUCUUCUUCCGAACUGCAGCGUAUUGCUUUAGGCACGUCCACAGUCGUGCAACCAACUGGAAUUGUUCAAGUAGAACCAUUAGAGAAUGAAGAGUCUGUGCUAGAAGAAAAUGAUGUAGAUAAUGAUAAGGAAACAUAUGCAAGUGAUGAAGUGGUGAAUGCACCUGAACUUAAAGAUCCACCAGUCAUUUCCACAUCCACAAGGCCUGCAGAUGAAAAUGUUGAUAGAAAUAGUCUUCAGCAAAUUAAUGGAGUCUACAUUUCCAAUUCACCUAAUCAAGCUAACGAAACUAUCACCAGCUCUAUUGGCGAUAUUACCGUUGACUCGGUGCGCGACCAUUUAAAUCUUACGACAACCACGUUGUGUUCUAUUAAUACAGAGGAAACAAUUGGUCGCCUAUCUGUGCUUAGCACGCAAACCAACAAAGCCACUACUACCGUGAACAUGAGCGAUAUUCCAAAUAUAAAUAUUUCUAAUUUAGAGGACUUGGAAUCGAAAAGAAACACGACGGAGACGAGUACUAGUUCUGUAGUAAUUAAAUCUAUAAUUACAAACAUAUCUCACGAAAAAACGAACGGAGACAGCAAAAUAGGAACGCCAAAAACAGCGCCUGAAGAAAGCCAAUUUUAAUAAUUAAAAUUAAAUGCGAUUUUAAGAUACCAAUAGAAAUGACAAUGAUAAUAUAAAAAAUUUAUUUAUAAUUUGGCUUAAGCGAUUAUGUUUGAGAAUACUGUUCCAAAUCCAUAUACUUUAUUUAUAAUUUUACGUUGACCGCGACUGUUAUGUUAUAGUAAUGUUUCAUGUAUUUUCACGCAGUGAGUUUAUACCCGUUACCCGUAGAGUAAAACGAAAUAUUAUAUAUUUUUAGAGUGGUAAAAGAGAUAAAAAUGAGCAUUUGCGGCCAUUUGUAAAAUAUUAAAACGCAGCCUGGUUCUUUUUGUUCGUAUGAACACUCAAAUAACAAAAAAUGGUCACGUAGGCAUUUGAUAAAUUUUAUAUUUAAAUUUCCUUUCUUGUGGAUUAAAAGGUCAUAUGCGACAUUAUAUGCGACAAAUUUGGUGGUAAAGGGAUAGCAAUGGCCUAGCGUGCCUUUUAGUUCUGUUGGUCCGUAUGAACGUUCAAAUACCAUCAAAAAUUAUCAUACCCACAUUUUUUAAACCUAAUAUUUAAAUGUCCUUUAUUUUGGGUUAACUAUAAUGUGUAACAAAAUAAUGCCCUUUUUAAAAUUACAUUGAUUAGACCCAAACAAUUUACCUGAUUACGAUGCGCAAAUGAAGAGUACAAAAAAUGGCCUGAAGCAAGGAUGCAGAGAAGAAAGACCCUUAAGUUCAAAUUAAUUUCUUCGAUUGAAUUCUUAAUAAGAAAACUACAUAAGACUGGAAACUCGCAUUCCGCUACACUUAAGCUUUCAAACGCGCAUUUCUAAUAAAUUUUAUGAUUUUUUGUAACAAAUAUAUAUAAAAAAGAAAAAUACAAACUUUUAAGCACGAUAUUAUAUGUGCAUGUACUCCCUUUUUAAGUAUGUAUGUACACGUGAGAUACAAAUACAUUCUUUGGCUAAUAUCUCCGUAAAAUGGCCGAAAAUUAAAAGGAAACGCGCAAUGGAAAACGAUGGAUUUAUUCGUGUUCAUAUUUAGUAUCUUUCCAUCGUAAAAUACUACAUUUUGUUGGUCUCAUCAAUGUAAUUUUUUCAAGCUAUACAGUGCAAUUUACAAAAAAGAAUGAUGAUUUUUUUGAGUUUUAGAAAAAUUGCAAAUGUGUCACUGUGAAGUAGGUUAAUGUGCCUUCACGUACUUAGGUAAUGUAAUUUAAAUUUAUCUCACAUCAACAUAGAAAGUUGUUUGCGGAUUAGCGGGUAUUUCUUAGUCGAGCGACUCGACUAUACCGUUCCGUCUUGUAUAUUGUGAGACCAAUUGGACUACAAACCAUUGUUUUCUUUAUUUCAAAACCAAUUUGAUUUUAUGGUGUAUUAUUUCUUAUUAAAGUAAUUUAAGUUUGCAUUACCUAUAACUAAAUUUACGAAUACUUGGUAAGUUCUUAACAUAUUUAUUUACAUUACAACAUUUUCCAUGUAAAAAUUCCAAAACAAAUCCUUUUCCCUUUUGUAAAUUGUUAUUAUGUAUGUAUAUGAGUUUGAAUAUGUACACCCCAGAUAAAAAUUACCUAAGUUGGUGUAAAAUGGUA
Molecule: messenger RNA, 5427 nt
Organism: Drosophila teissieri
Lineage: Eukaryota; Metazoa; Arthropoda; Insecta; Diptera; Drosophilidae
Gene: l(2)gl
Product: lethal(2) giant larvae protein
Exons: 9
Coding region: 388-3873 (1161 amino acids)
Biological process (GO): cortical actin cytoskeleton organization; regulation of Notch signaling pathway; regulation of establishment or maintenance of cell polarity
Cellular component (GO): cortical actin cytoskeleton; cytoplasm; plasma membrane
Molecular function (GO): syntaxin binding; myosin II binding; GTPase activator activity
Source: RefSeq, a predicted model, not a curated record